This is a messenger RNA of Sphenostylis stenocarpa, 1032 nucleotides long. The record is from the annotation of a GenBank genome assembly. Lineage: Eukaryota; Viridiplantae; Streptophyta; Magnoliopsida; Fabales; Fabaceae.
AUGGUAUCACUAGAAAGAUCAAGAAAAAAUGUUAUGUUAUGGAAGAAAUCCAUGGUGCAUUUUUCUCUGUGUUUUGUGAUGGGGUUCUUCACAGGUUUUGCUCCUACAAGUAAAUCUAUAUUUCAUAGUCAUGUUGAUUAUUCUGAUAUGUCAGAAUUUGCACCACAACCUAUGGAAGUGUCACAGAAGACAACAAAUGUCGAUAGAAGUUGGACAGCUCCAGCACCAAGGGCUGUAGUCCACAAGCAUGAAGAAUCAUGGCCCCAGUUGAAGCCUAGAAGACUUAUAAUCAUUGUAACUCCAACAAGCACCAAACAUCCCUUUCAAGCAGUGGUUUUUUUGACAAGGUUGGCAAACACUAUCAAGCUGGUUCCUCAACCAUUGUUGUGGAUUGUUGUGGAAGACCAAACAGAAUCUUCAGAACUUUCAAACAGGCUUAGGAGGACUGGCAUCAUGUAUAGGCAUUUGGUUUCCAAGGAAAACUUCACGGACUUGGAAGCUGAACUGAAUCACCAGAGAAAUCUUGCACUCAAGCACAUUGUUCAUCACAGGCUAAGUGGGAUUGUACACUUUGCUGAGCUUUCCAACGUUUAUGAUCUCGAAUUCUUCCAACAACUAAGAUAUAUUCAGGUAUUUGGAACAUGGCCAACAGCAGUGUUAGCAGCAAACAGGAACAAAGUGAUAAUAGAAGGACCAGUGUGCGAUUCUUCACAAGUCAUAGGUUGGCAUUUAAGGAAUAUGAACAAUGAAACUGAUACAAUUACUCCUCCAAUUCAUAUUUCAAGUUUUGCAUUUAAUAGUUCCAUCCUUUGGGACCCUGAGAGAUGGGGUCGCACUUCCUCUCUUCAAGACACCUCUCAGAAUUCAAUAAAAUUUGUAAAGCAAGUAGUUCUAGAGGAUGAAGCAGAGUUGAAGGGAAUUCCCCCAGAGGACUGUUCCAGAAUUUUGCUUUGGCGUUUCAAUUUUCAUGCCUGUACCACUUCAAAUCACAAAUCUCUCACUACUACUACAUCUCACGUUAUCAGAAAAUAA